This is a messenger RNA of Sinocyclocheilus grahami, 1377 nucleotides long. RefSeq names its product syntaxin-17-like. The transcript is spliced from 6 exons. The record is from RefSeq and is a predicted model, not a curated record. The coding region runs from base 185 to 754 and encodes 189 amino acids. NCBI's taxonomy places the organism in Eukaryota, Metazoa, Chordata, Actinopteri, Cypriniformes, Cyprinidae.
CACAGUUUGGAGUUGCACACAGCACAAAUCGAAACCACUGUUUACAAACACAAAGUUAGUGACAGCGACUAAAAUCACCGACAGCAGGGCUUUGUUGUUUUCCGUUUUCUCGACAGAGGAAAACUGAGUAUGUAUGAAUUUGUUAAGCCCGUGACCUUAUAAGAGAAGGUCAUAAGAGACAGUCAUGAUGGCGGAGGAGGCUGGAAAGCUUCCACUUCGUCGCCUGGAGCCCCCCAUUCAGAAAUUCAUUAAAGUGGCUAUUCCCACUGACCUGGAGAGACUGCACCAGCACCAACACAACAUAGAAAAGUUUCAGAGGAACGGUCAGUGGGACAAACUGCAUCAAGAGCACAUCAACUCCAGCCGCACUGUCCAGGGGAGGGAGGGAGAGAAAAAGAAAGCCAUCAAUAGCUUUCGUACCCAGUCAUUAGCUCAGCAGGAGAAGAUUGACAGCAUUGAGGCCAACGUUAGCAUAGCAGCCGCUAAUGUGGAGGAGGGGACCCAGAGCCUAGGGAAGGCGGCCCGUUCGAAGCUGGCGGUUUUGCCCAUGGCAGGUGCAGUGGUGGGGGGAGUGCUAGGGGGGCCGCUGGGACUCUUAGCAGGAUUUAAAGUGGCGGGGGUCGCCGCUGCCGUGGGGGGUGGACUGCUUGGUUUCGCCGGGGGCAACCUGAUCCAACGAAAGAAGAAAGAAAGAAUCGACCUGCAGAUACAACAGAUUAAGAGCAACAACAACAGUAAGAACGACACUCAGUGACACACUCGAGCACAUUUGUUUUUGUAGAGGAGGCCAUGGGACGGUGGAUUUGCCGACCCACGCGCGUUCUGAAAUAAACACCAGACGCUCAACGUACAUAAAACAACCACAACUCCUACACGCAGUGCAAACAUGCACAAGUGGACCUGCUAAUUUUCCUUUUGCCUUAAUUCAUCAUUCAUUUCUAUGCCAAAGCAAACAAGGCCUUAUUCCAUCAUCUGACGUGCUGCCGAACAGCUGAUUGACCUUUGUAGCAGUAAUGUGACUGUAGGUGUUAGAAGUGGUUAACGAUUAUAGGUGAUUGUUGUAUGAACUAUAUAACAGUAAGAUUUCUUAUGCAUACUGAGGAUUUGCAGUAGGUGACAUGGUUCUGUUUACUACAGUUAUGUUGUGUUGUGGUAAAAUUGCUAUAAUUGAUAAACACUUAAAAUGCCCAUAAGUGGUAUUGUAACUGAUGCAUUUUUUUUUUACAUGUGUUAAUGGGUUAUGAGUAAAUAUAAAUGAAACAUUGAGUCUAUGUAAAAUACUUUAUAAGGUUUAUAUGUAUCACAGAUAUAAGAAUGGAGGCAAUGCACAGUAGUGAGAAACUUGGCACACUAUGAAUAAACAUUUGAUACACACUA